This is a messenger RNA of Contarinia nasturtii (swede midge), 2264 nucleotides long. RefSeq lists its product as uncharacterized. The coding region runs from base 699 to 2264 and encodes 521 amino acids. The transcript is spliced from 6 exons. The record is from RefSeq and is a predicted model, not a curated record. Lineage: Eukaryota; Metazoa; Arthropoda; Insecta; Diptera; Cecidomyiidae.
GAUAUGUAAAGAAUUUAGACAUACUACUGCACAGGCUGUGAUUUUUUGUGCCAAUCGCUCUGAAGCAUAUAAGCUAUCGAACCAUUUGAUCAACAAUAAUGUAAAUUGCAAACUUUUGUCUGGUGCCAUGUCGUAUAAAGACCGAGAAUUUGCAUUGACAUCAUUUUCUCUGGGAUCUACUCAAUUCAUUGUCUCCACCGAUGUUUUGAAUACUGCAAUUAACGGAAAUAAUGUCAAAGCAAUAAUUAUCGCACAAAUGCCGAAUUACAAAGGAGCUAUUGAUUUCAAGCGUUUUAGAUUCAGCGUUGGACGUUGCGAUCGUUUCGGAAAACAAGCUAUAGUUUUUUCAUUUGUUUCACAAGACGAUAUGAUCAAUGAAAUUCAAAAUCUCAGUAUCAAAAAGUUAAUCAUUGAAAAUUGAAAUUAUUUAAAAUAUGACGAAUAGUGGUGAAUAGUUGAAAACUCACCAAAUGGUGUAUACACGUUUCAUACAACUAUUUUCAGAAAAAAACACACUGUCAUCAAUUAUAUUUAUACUGCUGUCAACACUUCUAUAGAAUGACACGCGUUAAUUAUAACUAUAGUUACUUAUAAGCGCUUAUUUGUUGGUUUUUGAUAAAAUAAAAUAUAUUUGAUAUCUAUUCCAGAAGAAUUAUUGUUAUCAAAGUUUUUGUUUUAAAGUGUAAACACAAAAAAAUAUGUCGAAUGAUAAAAUGAAUGGCAUAUCGAAAAAAAGAAACCGCUACAUACCACAAAGGUUUGGAGCCGCCGGAGAAAUAAGUUCUGAUUCAUUCGAAAACGAUAUUUUUGGCGACAAUUCAUUCGAUGAUAUAAAUUAUGACCCACCAAAAAAUCCACCAAAAACCAUAGCAACAAUUUCAAAGGCAUCGUAUCCACAAAAUAAAAAAAAGAAAACUAAAGUCACUACAGAUAAGCAUCCCGACAAUAGAAAUCAAAAUGCAGAAAUUAAUUUUGAUGUUGAAUUCGAUUUGUUAAAAGAACAAAGGUCACUUGCUGGGACAAAGAGUAGCUUAGCUGGUCAUCAUGAUGAAAAAGGCGCUCAAAAUACAACAAAAACUCUUGACAUUGAUUUGAACUCUGAAAAAGAACCGCUAGCUCGAAACAUAGCACGCGACUAUGCAACAAGUGGUGGUAUUGAUGUCAUAAAUGAAUGUCCAUUUGAAGUGAGCAAUGAUAAAAUUGAAAAUAACGGUGAUAAAUUUAAUGAAUCAUGCUUGAAAAUUUUAUGGGAAUUACAAGCAAAUUCAAAAGAAACUUUGGCGAGAAUUGCAUUGUUAGAAAAUGCAAUGUUCAAGAACGAGCAUUUAGCUAUGAUGAUUAAUCAAAAAUCAAGUCUUGUGAAAAAAAUCGAAGACGCCAAAAUGUUUACUACCGCCAAUAAUCUACCCAUUCAAAAUGCAAAUCAAUUGGACAAAUUUGAGGAAAAUUUGAAAGAGGAAAAAUUCAAAGAGUUAGCGGUCAAUUGUCUAGCAAACAUACCAGAUGUAAAAGGCAAUAUUGGAAAUCAACCAAAAAUAUUAAAAAAAUUGUUAUUAGAAAUAAUGGACAAAAGUCUCAUUGCUCAAUUCAGUUGGACCGGAAAAUCAUCCAAUGGAAAGAAAAAAUCAUUUAAAAAUUUAAUUAAUGUGAAAGACUUAUUGUAUAAAUGUGUCAAUAGAAUUGACGUAAAUUUCACUGAAAUUUUAGCGGAAAAUUAUCUGAAAAAUAAAAUAUUAAAAUACGCGAGCGAUUACAAACGGGAGAAAAAAUCUGACAUCAUACGGCUGCCGGAGUUAAUUAACUUAAGUGACUCAAAAGUUAAUUUAAGUCACGUAAAUCAAGUUCAUGUACCAACGACGCAGUCAAAAGCUGACAUUUGUUCAGAUGGCUAUGCUGUUGUAGACAAUAAUGUUGGAAGUGUUGAACGUGUUUGGGAUUUAACACAAAAAAGUGAUUUCCAAACUAAAAAGUAUGGUUCAAUUGAAGGCUUACCACUGGGUUCGAGAAUACUUCCCAUUAACAGUACAUAUUUGAGUGGUAAAAACAGUGAAGUAAUCCAGAAGGGUUUUAGAUUCCAAGACUAUGACCAUGUAGAGACGUACAAUCGAUUGUCCGAUGACGAUCCUCGAUACUCAGUCUUCAGUCAGCAAAUAAAAUCGAUUCCAACCUUAAAUCGCAUUACAACUCAUACACAAGCUCAAUCUCGAGGAGCGCAAUUAGUUGCACUAGCACUUGGCCAAAAAACUACACAAACAAAAUAUUGA